This is a messenger RNA of Rhododendron vialii, 1782 nucleotides long. RefSeq lists its product as uncharacterized. The record is from RefSeq and is a predicted model, not a curated record. The coding region runs from base 1 to 1782 and encodes 593 amino acids. NCBI's taxonomy places the organism in Eukaryota, Viridiplantae, Streptophyta, Magnoliopsida, Ericales, Ericaceae. The transcript has 2 exons.
AUGAGGAUGCUGGUGAUAGAGCUAUGGCUAGCCCAAGGUCCUGGUGGCUCCGUAAAGUUCUCCAUAAAUGAGCACAAUGCUAUCGAAACACGGAUGGAGCAACUAGCACAAAAGUUGGAGAAGUUGGAGUUGAAAGGGGUAAAGGAAGUUAAGGCAUUGCGAGCGGUAGAGGAGAUGUGUGCUAUAUGUGAAACAUCGGGCCAUUCCACCGACAAUUGCUUGUCUAUUCCCACUCUCAGGCAACAUUACAGUAACCUCAACCUUCCGCUCGAAGAAGUUAGUGCGGUAAACCAACGAUUUGAAUCUUUUCCCCAAAACUUCAACCAAAGUCAACGACAACAUCCGGGAUUCCGUUGGAACAAUCAGAUUGAAGGCAGACCAUCUCAAGCACCUCCCGGUUCUCAAAUGCAACCAUGGCGGCCUGCUCAAGGCCAAGGGCAGCCUCGUUUUCCACAAGGACCGCCAGGUUUCGCACCGUCCGGCCCGUUUCAAGGAUCUAACCAAUAUCAACCCCCGCCAAGGCGAUCUUUGGAGGAUACUCUCCAAUCCUUCAUGGAAGCUCAAUCGAAUUACAAUGAAAAUAACACCCAGAUGAUGGGGGAUUCUUCGGGACCUCUGCCUGAGCAAGCUCAAGCGAUCAUCACUUUGAGGAGUGGCAAGGCGGUUGACAAUCUAGUUGUCAAUCCGCCGGCUACACCUAUUCUCGAGCCAUCAUCGACAUCAACAGGUUCUACUUCAACGGAGGAACAUAUCGAGCAAGCUGUUGAGGAAGACGGGGAAUCUCCCGUGCAAGGUUCAAAGGAAGCUGAGCCCACUACAAGCCCACAGGACUCUCCCAUUCCGGCACCCUAUCCUUUCCGAUUGAAAAAACCGGUUUCUCCAUCCAAGGAAGCCGAUAUACUUAACGUGUUCAAAAAGGUCAAUGUGAACAUCCCGUUGAUGGAUGCUAUCAAGCAAAUUCCUUAUUAUGCUAAGUUCUUGAAAGAUCUAUGCACUCAGAAGCGCAAGCUCAAUGUGCACAAGAAGGUGCUUCUCACCGAGCAAGUUAGCCAAAUUUUCCAAACAGGUCUUGCACCUAAAUACAAAGACCCCGGAUGUCCUACAAUUGCAAUUACUAUUGGGGGUAAGAGAGUGGAGCAAGCUCUUUUGGAUUUGGGAGCGAGUGUGAAUUUGCUACCGUACUCGGUAUACCAAGAACUCGGGCUGGGGGGGAUGAAACCUACGCGAGUUACUCUACAAUUGGCGGAUAGGAGUGUCCGAAUUCCUCGUGGUAUGGUGGAAGAUGUACUGGUCCAAGUUGAUCAAUUUGUAUACCCUGUAGACUUUGUUGUCUUGGAUACUUGUCCGUCGUCUUCAUCACCAUUGUCUACUCCUGUUAUCCUUGGUCGGCCGUUUCUAGCAACCUCGGAUGUCGUAAUCAACUGUCGGAAUGGACUAUUGAACAUGUCUUUUGGUAACAUGAAGAUGGAGGUUAAUAUGUUCCACGUUGGAGUUCAAAUGGGUGACGAUGACGAUUGUCAAAAUGUCCAUCUUAUGGAUACAUUGGUUCAAGAGCAUGUAGGUGAAUUCUUGUAUACGGACUCUUUGGAGGUAGCUCUGACCUUUGAAGAGGCCGCCUUUCUUGAAUCCGAGGAGAUGGAGUCUCUCUUUUCCUUGCUCAAUGGAGAAGAUGGCGAUGAGGGAAUUUGCGGAGUUGCACCGUGGCUUCCAAAGUUUGAAGAGUUGCCUCCUCUUGAGCGUAAAACAGUACCUCUAGCGUCGAACCGCCUAAACUUGAGUUGA